UUUAUACGUCAUUUAACUGAUAAUGCCGGUUACUUGUUAUUCUGUAAGAAAUAACAAAUCUAACGUUUUUAUACUAUUAAAAAAUCGAUUGUAAUCGUUAUUGAUCAAGACUUUUACUUGUCAACGAAUUUUCGAAUUUUUAUAUGCGAAUGUCGUUAUUUAUAUUUACAAUAGUGAAUUUGACCUAUAUUAUUGUUUUUCUCCAUUCCGAGUUAUAUUUGUGAGUAAAACAAAACAUGUGUAUUCUGUUUGGUUCUACUGUAUUACACUCCACUGUAAAAACAAGAUUUUUACCAUUUUUAUACAACAUAAAAAAAUGUAAGAAUUUUUCUACUAUCCCAGAGAAUGAUAGUUCUCCACUAUCUGGGAUUCGAAUAUUGGAUCUCACACGUAUAGUAGCUGGUCCAUACUGUACUAUGAUCCUUGGAGAUCUUGGAGCAGAAGUUAUCAAAAUUGAGAAGCCUGGUAAUGGCGAUGAAGCACGUAAAUGGGGACCACCGUUUUUUAAAGGAACCCAAGAAUCUACUUAUUUUACUAGCGUUAAUAGAAAUAAGAAAAGUAUAUGCAUCGAUUUGAAGAAAGGAAGAGAUAUUAUCUACGAAUUGGCUAAGAAGUCUGAUGUAUUCGUAGAAAAUUAUAUUCCAGGAAAGUUAGCAAAAAUGAGUUUAGGAUAUACAGAUAUUAAAAAGGUAGCACCUCAUCUUAUUUAUUGUUCCUUGACUGGUUAUGGCUCAGAAGGUCCUUAUGCUUCUCGACCAGGUUACGAUGUCAUUGCUAGUUCUAUUGGUGGCCUUUUACAUAUCACAGGUGCUAAAGAUGGGCCUCCGUGUAAAGUUGGUGUAGCUAUGACCGAUAUGGCCACAGGUCUUUAUGCACAUGGUGCUAUCAUGGCAGCAUUACUUCAAAGAUUUAAAACUAAAGAAGGGCAAUGGAUUCAGUGUAAUCUUUUAUCUACUCAAAUUGCUAGUUUAAUAAAUAUCGGCUCAAAUUACUUGAAUGCUGGCCAAGAAGCAACGAGAUGGGGUUCCGAGCAUGAAAGUAUUGUGCCUUAUGAAGCUUUUCCAACUAAAGAUGGAUAUUUAACAGUUGGCACAGGAAGUGAUGCUCAAUUCACUGAACUAAUUCAAAAGAUGCAGUUAGAAUUAGAUAGCAAUAAAUUUAAGAAUAAUAUAAGUAGAGUGCACAACAGAAAAGAAUUAUUGAAUAUACUUAGAAAUGAAUUUAAAAAGAGAACAAAUAAAGAAUGGAUGAUGAUAUUUGAGGGAUCCACAUUUCCAUAUGGACCCGUUAAUACUAUAGGACAGGUUUUUGAAGACAAUCAUGUAAAACACAUAGGAUUGGUUAAAGAAAUGGAACAUUCUAUUAUAGGAAAAAUACGAGUUGUUGGACCACCAGUAACAUAUAGUUAUGCUAAUAAUAGUGUCAGACUUCCACCUCCAAUAUUAGGGCAACAUACAAGUGAAAUCUUAAAAGACAUAUUAAAAUAUUCUGAUGAUGAAAUAAAAAAUUUAACAUCACAGAAAAUUAUACAGUGA
Polistes dominula (European paper wasp) is the source of this 1535-nucleotide messenger RNA. RefSeq names its product succinyl-CoA:glutarate CoA-transferase. The record is from RefSeq and is a predicted model, not a curated record. NCBI's taxonomy places the organism in Eukaryota, Metazoa, Arthropoda, Insecta, Hymenoptera, Vespidae. Gene Ontology annotation, molecular function: succinate-hydroxymethylglutarate CoA-transferase activity. Gene Ontology annotation, cellular component: mitochondrion.